This is a messenger RNA of Otolemur garnettii (small-eared galago), 3960 nucleotides long. RefSeq names its product phosphofurin acidic cluster sorting protein 1 (gene PACS1). The transcript is spliced from 24 exons. The coding region runs from base 94 to 2760 and encodes 888 amino acids. Gene Ontology annotation, biological process: protein localization to plasma membrane. Lineage: Eukaryota; Metazoa; Chordata; Mammalia; Primates; Galagidae. The record is from RefSeq and is a predicted model, not a curated record. Gene Ontology annotation, molecular function: transmembrane transporter binding.
CCGACGCCCCCCAAGCUGGCCCAGGCCACUUCGUCGUCUUCGUCCACCUCGGCGGCCGCCGCCUCCUCCUCCUCCUCGUCUACCUCCACCUCCAUGGCUGUGGCGGUGGCCUCGGGCUCUGCGCCCGCCGGCGGCCCGGGGCCAGGCCGCACCCCCGCCCCGGUGCAGAUGAACCUGUACGCCACCUGGGAGGUGGACCGGAGCUCGUCCAGCUGCGUGCCCAGGCUAUUCAGCUUGACCCUGAAGAAACUUAUCAUGCUGAAAGAAAUGGACAAAGAUCUCAACUCGGUGGUCAUCGCUGUGAAGCUGCAGGGUUCUAAAAGGAUUCUUCGUUCCAAUGAGAUUAUCCUUCCAGCUAGUGGACUGGUGGAAACGGAACUCCAGCUAACCUUCUCCCUUCAGUACCCUCAUUUCCUUAAGCGAGAUGCCAACAAGCUGCAGAUCAUGUUGCAAAGGAGAAAGCGUUACAAGAACCGGACCAUCUUGGGCUAUAAGACCUUGGCUGUGGGACUCAUCAACAUGGCAGAGGUAAUGCAGCACCCCAGUGAAGGCGCUCUGGUGCUCGGCCUGCACAGCAACGUGAAGGAUGUGUCUGUACCUGUGGCAGAGAUAAAGAUCUACUCCCUAUCCAGCCAGCCCAUCGACCACGAAGGAAUCAAAUCUAAGCUCUCUGAUCGUUCUCCUGAUAUUGACAAUUAUUCUGAGGAAGAAGAGGAGAGCUUCUCCUCAGAACAGGAAGGCAGUGACGACCCACUACAUGGACAGGACCUGUUCUACGAAGAUGAAGAUCUGCGGAAGGUAAAGAAGACCCGGAGGAAACUGACAUCAACCUCUGCCAUCACGAGGCAACCUAACAUCAAACAGAAGUUUGUGGCCCUCCUGAAGCGGUUUAAAGUUUCAGAUGAGGUGGGCUUUGGCCUGGAGCAUGUAUCCCGGGAGCAGAUCCGAGAGGUGGAAGAGGACUUGGAUGAACUAUAUGACAGUCUGGAGAUGUACAAUCCCAGUGACAGUGGCCCUGAAAUGGAGGAGACAGAAAGCAUCCUCAGUACCCCAAAGCCCAAACUCAAGCCAUUCUUUGAGGGGAUGUCGCAGUCCAGCUCUCAGACGGAGAUUGGCAGCCUCAACAGCAAGGGCAGCCUCGGGAAGGACACCACCAGCCCUAUGGAACUGGCUGCUCUAGAAAAAGUCAAAUCUACUUGGAUUAAAAACCAAGAUGACAGCUUGACUGAAACAGACACUCUGGAAAUCACUGACCAGGACGUGUUUGGAGAUGGGAGCGCGAGUCUGGCUGUGCCAGAGAAAGUCAGAACUCCCAUGAAGUCCAACAGGACAGACCCCCAGGGCUCCGCCUCACCCAGCAAGGUGGAAGGGGCGCACACACCCCGGCAGAAGAGGAGCACGCCCCUGAGGGAGAGGCAGCUCUCUAAGCCCCUGAGCGAGAGGACCAACAGCUCUGACAGUGAGCGCUCCCCGGACCUGGGCCACACCACACAGAUUCCAAGAAAGGUGGUGUAUGACCAACUGAAUCAGAUCCUAGUGUCAGAUGCAGCUCUCCCUGAAAAUGUCAUCCUGGUGAACACCACUGACUGGCAGGGCCAGUAUGUGGCUGAGCUGCUCCAGGACCAACGGAAGCCUGUCGUAUGCACCUGCUCUGCCGUAGAGGUCCAGGCCGUGCUGUCCGCCCUGCUCACCCGGAUCCAGCGCUACUGCAACUGCAACUCUUCCAUGCCCCGGCCAGUGAAGGUUGCAGCUGUCGGGGGCCAGAGCUACCUGAGCUCCAUCCUCCGGUUCUUCGUCAAGUCCCUGGCCAGCAAGACCUCCGACUGGCUCGGCUACAUGCGCUUCCUCAUCAUCCCCCUUGGUUCUCACCCAGUGGCCAAAUACCUGGGCUCUGUGGACAGCAGGUACAGCAGCGCCUUCCUGGACUCCAGCUGGAGAGACCUGUUCAGCCGCUCUGAGGCCCCAGUGUCAGAGCAACUGGACGUGGUGGGCCGGGUGAUGCAGUACGUCAAUGGGGCGGCCGCGACACACCAGCUCCCUGUGGCUGAGGCCAUGCUCACCUGCAGACACAAGUUCCCCGACGAGGACUCAUACCAGAAGUUCAUUCCCUUCAUUGGCGUGGUGAAGGUGGGUCUGGUUGAGGACUCUCCCUCCACCGCAGGUGACGGGGAUGAUUCACCUGUGGUCAGCCUUACUGUGCCCUCCACGUCACCACCCUCCAGCUCCGGCCUGAGCCGAGAUACAACGGCCACUCCCCCCUCCUCCCCAUCCAUGAGUAGCGCCCUCGCCGUUAUGGGGAGUCCCAGUAGCCCAUAUGGGGAUGUGAUCGGCCUCCAGGUGGACUAUUGGCUGGGCCACCCUGGGGACCGAAGGAGAGAAGGUGACAAGAGGGAUGCCAGCUCCAAGAACACCCUUAAGAGCGUCUUCCGCUCGGUGCAGGUCUCUCGCCUUCCCCAUGGUGGAGAGGCCCAGCUUUCUGGCACCAUGGCUAUGACUGUGGUCACCAAAGAGAAGAACAAAAAAGUUCCCACCAUCUUCCUGAGCAAGAAGCCCCGAGAGAAGGAGGUGGACUCUAAGAGCCAGGUCAUUGAGGGCAUCAGCCGCCUCAUCUGCUCUGCCAAGCAGCAACAGACCAUGCUGAGAGUGUCCAUCGAUGGAGUUGAGUGGAGCGACAUCAAGUUCUUCCAGCUGGCAGCCCAGUGGCCCACCCAUGUCAAGCACUUUCCAGUGGGACUCUUCAGUGGCAGCAAGGCCACCUGAGGCCCUGUGCCCCGGCCACCCUCCCUCCUGGCACUGCCACCAGCCUCACCGCCUGCGGGCAGGGGGAGGCCAACAGGCCUGUGCCCAGCAUCCCCUUCCUUGGUACCAGCUCCUGCCUCUUACCUGCCCAGGCCUGAAGGACACUGCCACUGCACAGGCCACCCUGUGCCACCCUUGCUGCCUCUCCUCUCCUCUCCCUCUGCUCCAGGCUGAGGGCAUGUCAAUUUUCCCUUCUGGUGCCUAUAGUCCCCGGAACUGAGUCCUCCACCCGAUUUCCAGCCUCUUCCCGGUGACUCCAGUUCUUUUCCUGGAAUCCUGGUCCAUGACAGAAGAGCCGUCCUCCCUGCAGCCCCGCCAGCCUGAUGCCCCUCACUCUGUCCGCCUAAGGCGGGGCCCAGGGCCACUUCCCACUCCAGUAGAUUCCCCACCUGCCCCAUGGCUUCCCACUGUGGGGUAAAGAGGCUCCUUGAGCCCAUGGGACUCUUCCCACAGCACUCGGGGAUGGGAGGUGGCACCCUCAACCCAGGACUAUGUUGCUGAGGUGAUACACGUGUUUACUGGAUGAGGGGUCCUCCCAGUCUUCCCAUGCACGACUUCUUUCCAUCCCCUCCCUGUCCCCUGUAGAUGUCAUGUGCGUACCGAGUAUUUUUUUAUUUCUCUGCACGGCCAGUCUCUUGGUUGUUCUGUGUGACACGCCUUCUCUUUGUCCUUGUGGCUAGCACUCACCCCUCUGCCUCCACCCAGCCCCCCUCUGCCUAGACUCAGAAACGGGAGGCAGACCCCUCCUGCACAGUGUUGGCCCCAGCCACCAUAUCUUCCUCUCUCAUCCUGUCAUGUGGGGCUGUCUGCCCCUCCCAGCUCAUUCUUCCCCUCCUCCCAUCCAGUUGUCCUCUCAGCAGGCUUCUGGACUCCCUGACUCACCCCCCUCGGGUUGGAGCCCCUCCUGGCCUAGGACACAGGGCUUUCCCACCUGCCAGCAUUUCUUGUCCUCUCUCUCCUUCUUAGUGUUUUUUGCACAGAACUUCAUUUUGAAGGUUUUUUUCAUUCUCCACCCCUUCCCAAACUGUCCUCCAGCCCUGCCUGUGGUGUGGCCCUGCCCUCGGCUCAGCCCUGUGUCCAGAGCAAGUCCUGGGCUAGAGAGAGGAGAUGGGUGGAAGGGACUGAGGUGAUGUUGGGUUUUUCAUUCAAUAAACUGGUGAU